This is a messenger RNA of Penicillium diatomitis, 1617 nucleotides long. Its product is annotated as putative MFS multidrug transporter. The transcript is spliced from 6 exons. The record is from RefSeq and is a predicted model, not a curated record. NCBI's taxonomy places the organism in Eukaryota, Fungi, Ascomycota, Eurotiomycetes, Eurotiales, Aspergillaceae. The coding region runs from base 1 to 1617 and encodes 538 amino acids. Gene Ontology annotation, biological process: transmembrane transport; basic amino acid transport. Gene Ontology annotation, molecular function: basic amino acid transmembrane transporter activity. Gene Ontology annotation, cellular component: fungal-type vacuole membrane.
AUGGCAGACGAGCAAGCUCGAACCCCUUCGGAGCAGUCUCCAUUACUGGCAUCUUCAUCCCGGGCGGAUGAAGAACUAAGUGGUCGCGUUAGCAUCCCCCGUGGGAUAGCAAUCGCGUCUUUCAUGGAGCUGCUCAUUCUGAUCCAAACAAUCAACAUCUCUAUCAUGACAACAGCUCAGUCUGCCAUCGCGGCUGACUUGGAUGCCUUCGACCAAGCAACUUGGUUCACCGCGGCAUAUCUGAUUGCUGCAUCCAGUGUCACGCCUUUGACUGGACGACUGGCUGCGAUCUUCACACCUCGACUCUAUGUCAUUUUCGCGAGCACGACGCUUGCAAUUGGCCUAUUUGUUUCCGCCGCAGCGACGAGCCUAUCAGUCUUUCUUUUAGGGCGCGCAGUGGCAGGUCUAGGAAGUGGUGGCUUAAUGAGCAUUGCCAUCAUAUUGGCGGUAGAUCUGGCUUCACCAAAGCGUCGGGGCCUUUGCAUCGGAAUGAUCAACGCGGGCUAUACCACAGGUCUUGCUUCAGGUGCCGUUCUGGCAGGCUUGAUGGUCUCCUCCUUGGGUUGGCGUCUGAUGUUCUGGAUUCAAGCACCCGCUGCUCUGAUUUUGGGCCCGAUGUUAUUUCUGGCGAUUCCUGCGACAUCCGGUACUCGUGCGCCUCUUGAUUCAGGAACGCUUAUGCAGAUUCUCUCACGGGUGGACUAUGCAGGCGCUCUGGCGUUGGCACUUUCUGUUGUUCUGCUUCUUUCAAGUCUGGCUUCUCCCACAAUUCUCAUCUGGCCGCUGCCGAUUGCCGCAGUUUCAUUUGUGAUCUUCAUAUUCAUAGAAUCGCGUUGGACAACAGAGCCGGUCAUCCCGAUUCGAUUGCUGCGUUCAAGGGCCGUCCUGAUGACUUGCGUGGCAGGGUUGGGUCUCAUGAUGGCUCGAUGGGCCGUCUUAUUCUACAGCCCGGUCUAUGCCCUGGCCGUCAGGGGAUGGUCGCCCGCUUCUGCUGGUCUCAUCUUGGUGCCGACUAAUGCUGGAUUUGGUAGUGGUGGUCUUUUGGUGGGCUGGCUGCACAUUCGAAAGUCAGCUAGUUACUAUUCCUCGUGUCUGAUGAUAUUCGUCCUUUUUGCUGCUGCAACGCUGGCCCUCUCCUUCCUCUCCACCCCAGAUUCCCCCGUCACUCUUUACAUUGCAAUGACCUUCAUCAAUGGGUUCUUCGCUGGGUCUCUGAUGAACUACACGUUGUCACAUGUCUUGCAUCUCACCAGUCCCGAGGUUCACUACAUUGUGAGUUCUCUCAUCGCCAUGUCGCGAGGAUUCGCUGGAAGCUUCGGGUCAGCGAUUGGAGGCGGAUUCUUCACUCGCGUGUUGAAGAAUGCAUUGGAGACUAGCUUCCAACAGCACAAGAUGUCUCCUCGCCCUGACUUGAUUCGAACCCUGCUCGGCAGUCCAGCCACGGUGAUGAGUCUAACGGGAACAGAGCGUCUGAUUGCGAUUCAGGGGUACGAACAUGCAAUUCGGAUGCUCUUCAUGGGCGGGAGUUUAGUUGCAUUGGCAGCUACUGCUUUCCAGGCAGCCACUGGAUGGGUCCCGGAGGUUGACAAGAAGAGGGACACCGACCAAGAGGCAUAG